UAGGAGUUGGUAACCCUGAUUUGAAGUUUGGUAAUUGGUUACAAAUUUUCAAUUUCUAAUCGCAGUUCAAAGAUAAUUAUAAUAUAUAUGGAAAAUGUAUUUUGUGUGCGAUUACGAUUUCCUAAAUAAUAAAAGAACUCUGUUUAUUCAAACGGACUACCGAUACCUUCUUACCAAUUCGACCACUGGCUUUAUUAUUUGUUUGUUUUUCACGCGAUAAAGAACUGUAAAAAUAUUUUUACAAUGUCUAAUGUUUAUCCAAAAUGUUAUUUUGGGUGUGUGAUUGAUGGACCAUUACAUUAUUUCCCUAAAGCAACUAGUUUUAGGUGGAAAUCUUGGCAAGACAAAAGGUAUCAAACGUGGAUAACAGUUCUCGAUGAAGAGACUCUCAACAAAGGACACGAGUAUAUAAGAAAAAACUUGCGGUUGUGCCAUAGGCACUUUGAUAGAUGUUAUAAAUUGUAUAACGGUGCUUUAUGUAGAACUGCAAUUCCAACAUUGAAUCUAGAACAUUAUACACCGGAUAUUCGUGAAACUAUGGUUGUAAUGACCAAAACAAGCACACGUCUCACCGAUAUUACUAAAGGAUUUUGGGAACAUAACUACUGCCUUACACAAGAAACUGUUCCCGAGCCAAAGAAAUUCUCAGAGCAAGAGCCCAACCAAGCAGUUCCAGUAUUAACAGGGGCUGGUGAAGAACUCGGCACUGAAACUGAAGUCACUCAGCCCGACUUUGAAGAUGAAAAUGAAGUUGAUAAUAGCAGUUCUACACUACCCGAAGCUCUGGCCGAAGAAACUGAUGUUCCCGAGUCAAAGAAAUUCUCAUGGCAGGAACACACCGAGGCAGUUCCAGUAUUAACAGAUGAUGUCGAGACGGAAGUAAUCGUGGACAGCGUAUCCAUGUACUGCGACGAUGGAAAGCACGACUCGCUGCUGUCGGAACAGCUGGACGAGGAUCACAAAGGUACUGCAGUGAGUCCCGCAGUAGACACGGCGUUUCGAUGCAACGUGUGCGACGCUGUUAUAGAUGGGUUCCGCUACACGUGCGUGCAGUGCAGCGACUUGGACCUGUGCGGCGCGUGCGAGGCCGACGGAGCGCACCACCAACACUACGUGCUGAGGGUUCCCGCCGACAGACAAGCGUCCGAGGUCCAGCUGGUGCUGUCCACAAUACGCCGGCACCUCAUGAGGAAACUGGAUCCCAUCACACAACACGAUCAGGAUCAGGAUGACGUUAUUAGUCUUAAGUCUGAAAUAAAAUCUGAAGAAGAAGAUAAUUGUAAUAACGAUAAUGAUGAUUCGGACUGUUGUCCGUCAUCACCUGAAGAUGAUGAUGUAUUAAUGAAAUUGACAUCUCCAGAACCAGCACAAAACAAGAGCGACGAAGCUGCUUCCUCCGUGGAGAUCGGCGAUGAGGCGCCGGCGCAGGAGUGCGACGCCAUCGAGAUCUACUUGACGCCGGCGGACUUGGUCAAAGUGAAAGACAUCGGAUUGCCGGGAGUACAAAAACUCAAGUUAAAUGAAGCGUCGUGUGUUAAUCUGGCGCCUCCGCAGUCACCGGUUGGACAAGCCCUUGUACUCUCGGCGGCUGCACCGGCAGACUCACGGCCGCGCGUCCGACAAGAAAUCGUACAGCCGCAACUUAAGAAGAGACGCCUCUCGUCUGACCUGAACCGCGACUCAAUAAGAGUGUUCUCCUACAACACGCACCACGUCAAGCCGGACUGCUAUGUCAGGCUGACAAGAUUGCCUGAUGCUGUCAUGAACCUCACAGAGAGAUUGUCUGCGCAGGCGCAGGCUCCGAGCGGCGACUUGUGGGACAGUAGAGACGAAGACAACAGAUGACAAGCGCGGUGUGUUACAGCCGGGAUAAAUCAUGCAUGAGCGACGUACUCAAUACGUCGACAUAAACAUGCUCUCAGAGAGAGGUGGAAAAUAAAUAUAAUUAUAUAAAUUAAAA
Manduca sexta (tobacco hornworm) is the source of this 1960-nucleotide messenger RNA. RefSeq lists its product as uncharacterized. Gene Ontology annotation, molecular function: zinc ion binding. The record is from RefSeq and is a predicted model, not a curated record. Lineage: Eukaryota; Metazoa; Arthropoda; Insecta; Lepidoptera; Sphingidae. The transcript has 16 exons. Bases 244 to 1845 code for a protein of 533 amino acids.